UCUAGAUCAUUCCUUUGAUGUUGCUGCACAGCGGAGGCCGGGUCAUCCAGAGGUCCUUCCAGCUACAGGCGAUUUUAGAGCCGUUUAGACAAAUUAGUGAGAAUUUGAGUCGGACGUUUCCUUUACAUCUCCAAAGAGAAUGAAAAUCCAAGUGUUUUUGCUGCUGCUCGUGGUGGUCGUGGGUCUGGCCAAGCGCCGUAAAAGCAAAAAUCCCAUCCCUCCGUUUGAUGCUGCGAAAUUCAAGGAGGAAAUGAUCAAUGCUCACAGAGAACUUCGUAAUACGGAACCAGCUGCUGACAUGGCGAGUAUGACAUAUGACGACGAGCUUGCUACCUGGGCUCAGAAGUGGGCGAAUCGUUGUAAAUGGGAGCACGGUCACCCCUCAAAAGAAAAAAAGGCCAUAGGGACAUCUCUCGGUCAAAACAUGUGGAAGGGCGGCGGUACUAACUCAACAAGUGUCGGCAGUAAAGCUGCUGGUGCUUGGGCUAAGGAGAAGCAGAACUACGAUUUCAAGAGUGGCAAAUGUGAAGAUGGGAAAGCGUGCGGCCAUUAUACACAGAUGGUUUGGGCCACGACUACCAAGGUUGGAUGCGGCUACAAGUUGUGCAAAAAUAAAGAGACCGGCUACCAGUAUAGGUUUGUCGUAUGUGACUACUCCCCAGCAGGUAACUAUAAAGGAAAGCGACCAUACACGAAGGCGUAAAUUCAAGUCUAGGUCAUCAGUCCUCGGCAGGAUAAAGCACGGAGAGCAGUUGUCCUUGCAUUUGAAACCAGAGUCCUUUUCAAUGUCGUAAUGAUCUGAGCGGCAAAUAAACAUUAUAUCGCACAA
Lineus longissimus is the source of this 829-nucleotide messenger RNA. RefSeq names its product GLIPR1-like protein 1. The record is from RefSeq and is a predicted model, not a curated record. Lineage: Eukaryota; Metazoa; Nemertea; Pilidiophora; Heteronemertea; Lineidae. Bases 140 to 703 code for a protein of 187 amino acids. The transcript is spliced from 6 exons. Gene Ontology annotation, cellular component: extracellular region.